Molecule: messenger RNA, 873 nt
Organism: Ipomoea nil (Japanese morning glory)
Lineage: Eukaryota; Viridiplantae; Streptophyta; Magnoliopsida; Solanales; Convolvulaceae
Exons: 1
Coding region: 1-873 (290 amino acids)
Source: RefSeq, a predicted model, not a curated record
AUGCCUCAGGUUGAUCUUGAAACCCUGGUCUCCGCCUGCGCAGGCGGAGGAGCUGACCGGAAAAUCGCAUGCGAGACAUUGGCUGAAGACGGAGCCGGCGACGACAAGGACGAUUCCGACGACGUCGAAGAAAAGGAAGUGACUCCGGAUUUUCCACCGGAGUCGUUCUGGCUAUCAAAAGAUGCCGAGUUUGACUGGUUCGACAGAAACGCUUUCCUGGAGCGGAAGGAGUCCACGAAAGGUAUCAAUCCGAACCCGACGACGACCCACCCGAGUUCGAAUUCGGGCUCCCAGAGGUUUUUGAAGCCCAAAGCUUCCAUCAUCGGGCUGCCCAAAGGUCAGAAGACGACCUACGCCGAGUCUAAACGGAGGACGUGCAAUAAGCCGGCGAAUAUCCGGCUAUUUCCGCCGAGGCGGACCGAGUCUAUAGGAAAACCGGUUGCCGAACCGUCGUCUCCGAAGGUUUCGUGUAUGGGAAGAGUAAGAUCGAAGCGCCGCCGGAGAAGAUCCUCUUCCAAGAGGGAGAAACCGGUGGAAAGAUCCCGGAGCGGCCGAGAGAACCGGAAGCUCGGGUUCUAUUCCCGGUUCGUAUCCAUGUUCCUGUCAGACCGGAAUCAUAAAUCGGCGAAGAAAGUUGAAAAGGAACGAAAGGGGGAGCCGCCAGUGCCUGCCAGGAAGAGCGUGAAGACAAAAAAAGCUCGUGAAAUUCCGAUAAGUACUGAACCGGUGGCUGAGCCGCCCGGGUUGGGGUUGAUGAACCGGUUCGCAUCCGGGCGGAGGUCGCAGUCGUGGGGAGCGGACGAAAUUAGCGCGGUGAUUUCGGAGACUUUUGACGCAGACGCUGCUCGGGUGGGACCCAAAGCGAGAAAUUGA